AUGGCAGCAGAGAUUCGAGCUCCCAAGCGAGCAAGAUUCUCUGGUGGGAUCGUCACCAUCAAAGCUGGCACGGGAGAAGGACAGCAGACCUUCAGCAUCCACGAGGACGUGAUCAAGGAGAACUCGCCUUUCUUUCGCGCCGCACUGGACAAGAAGUGGAAGGAAGGCCAGGCCCGUGCCGUCGAGUUGCCAGAAGACAGUCCUGAAGUGGUGGCUGCCUACGUCGACUGGUGCUACAGCAAGGAGAUCAUGUGCAAGAAAGCUGGGUCAUCCAACGAGUACACGCGUUUAGAUAUACAUCGCGAGCAGUGGAUCUUAGCGGAACUCUACGUCUUCGGAGAGAAAGUCCAGGACGACUCCUUUUGCGACUCUGUCAUGACCGCAUUGACCGAGGCCUGCGAGUUGGAAGUGAACGAGCCCUUGGAUGAGCAGUUCGGCUAUUGCUUCCUCCCAGAGGACGGAAUCGUCUCACUCAUCUACGAUGGUAUACCACCUAACUCUCCUGCUCGUCGCUUCGUCGUGGACAUGUACGUAUCAUACGCGACGAAGGAGUGGUUCUCACCCAGCACUCCAUGGCUGAAGAACCCAGAGUUUCUGAAGGAUUUGGUCGUCGCCAAUCUCAAAGAUUCACCACUUCAGCAGUCGGUUGAGGCAGAGGUUCGCAGCAGACGCAAGGAGUGGUUCAAGCAGAAAUCAGACGACUGA
Zasmidium cellare ATCC 36951 is the source of this 705-nucleotide messenger RNA. RefSeq lists its product as uncharacterized. Bases 1 to 705 code for a protein of 234 amino acids. NCBI's taxonomy places the organism in Eukaryota, Fungi, Ascomycota, Dothideomycetes, Mycosphaerellales, Mycosphaerellaceae. Gene Ontology annotation, molecular function: protein binding. The record is from RefSeq and is a predicted model, not a curated record. The transcript is spliced from 2 exons.